AUGACUGCAGAGAGAUUGCUGCUGCGUUUCCUAUUUCUACAUGGGACCCUUGCACUUUCAGGGAACUUUUGGCACAUCACCGACCUGCACUGGGACCCAAGUUAUGAAGUGACAAAUGGCAAUAAACUCAUGUGUGAGUCCAAUAAUUCAAAACCGGUGUCCCAGGUGGGUCUAUUUGGAAGCUACGCAUGCGAUUCACCCUGGAAACUCAUCAACUCAUCCAUCGUUGCCAUGAGCGAAAUUCUCCCAAAUCCGGAUUUCAUCGUGUGGACAGGAGACGACACGCCACAUGUUCGCGACGAGAAACUGAGCGAAGAAAAGGUUCUCCGCAUUAUCGGCAACCUAACACAACUUAUUCAAAGUGUUUUCCCAAAUACCAAAGUGUACUCUGCCUUGGGUAACCAUGACUACCACCCCAAGAGCCAGCUUCCUGGUCACUCCAGUGACAUGUACAACAAAACGGCAAAGUUGUGGCAACGAUGGUUGAAGCAAAAGUCAAUGGAAACCUUCCAAAAAGGCGGGUACUACACGGAAAAGCUCCUAGAUCGUCCAGGUUUCAGGAUGCUGGUGCUAAAUACGAAUCUCUACUACAACCGCAACAACGCUACAGAGAAUGACAAGGAUCCAGCCGGCCAGUUUAAAUGGGCAGAGGAAAUCCUCACAAAGGCGGCCGAAGACAAAGAGAAGGUGUACAUCAUCGGUCACGUCCCUCCGGGGAUGUUCGAGAAGAAGCGGGGCCACUUUUGGUACAGGCCGCAGUUCAAUGAGCGCUACCUAGCACUCAUUCAGAAUCACCACGCCGUAAUCAAGGGACAGUUCUUUGGCCACCAUCACACCGACACUUUCCGCAUGUUCUACGACUCCAAAGGCGUUCCCAUCAGCACUAUGUUCAUCAGCCCGGGUGUGACACCGUGGGAGACAACACUCCCUGGCGUCAAGAACGGCGCUAACAAUCCCGGCAUUCGCAUUUUCGAAUAUGACACCGACACACUCCUGGUUCAAGACGUGGUGGCGUACUACCUGAAUCUGACACGUGCAAACACCAAACAGGACAACUGGGAGAAGGAGUACCGUCUGACCGAGAGCUUCCAGGUGAUGAAUGCCUCUCCGACGUCCAUGCACCAGGUCCUUGAAGGCAUCUCAAAGGACAACUGCCGCCUGCAGCAGUACUACCGUUUCAACUCGGUCAACUUUGACUUGAGCGAGUGCGACCGAAAAUGCCGGGCCUCUCACGUGUGCGCCGCACGUGAAGUCGAUUUCCAAAGGUAUGAAAACUGCGUAGCCAGAGAGGUGGCCCCAGCCAGUUUCGGAGGAUGGCUGCUGAGCAUCCUUAGCGUAGCCGUUAGCUUCUUGUUUGUUUUUGCUUAG
Messenger RNA from Nerophis lumbriciformis (worm pipefish), 1368 nucleotides. The record is from RefSeq and is a predicted model, not a curated record. NCBI's taxonomy places the organism in Eukaryota, Metazoa, Chordata, Actinopteri, Syngnathiformes, Syngnathidae.